Molecule: messenger RNA, 3163 nt
Organism: Pieris napi
Lineage: Eukaryota; Metazoa; Arthropoda; Insecta; Lepidoptera; Pieridae
Product: juvenile hormone esterase-like
Exons: 3
Coding region: 201-1829 (542 amino acids)
Source: RefSeq, a predicted model, not a curated record
CUGAACAUGUAACCUCGCAACGUUUACCUACUCGCACGCGUCGCGCUGUAUCGGUCAGCGCGUUAACAACAUUAUUAUUAUCCUUUUACAUCUAGUCAUAUAACAUUAAUGACACGCGAAACUCGUUUCUUAUAAUAAUUACGAGUGAGAAUUUUUCGAACCUCAAUAUUACACAAUUUUUUUUAUUAAAGUGUUAUGAGAUGUGGAAGUGGUUAGCGUUCAUAUGGUUGAUCGCAACAAAAUUGCUGAAGGAGCCAGGGCCCGUGAUAAGAGUGAAAGAUGGACUGCUCCGAGGCAGGACUAGUGGGGAUGGCAACUUCUAUCAGUAUUUCGGGAUUCCUUAUGGAACUGUGGAUCAGACCAAUCGUUUUCAAGCACCCCUGCCACCAAUAAAAUGGAAAGGGAUCUUCGAAGCUAUCAAUGAGAACACGAGAUGUCCCCAAAAGAUGUUUGGUCCUAUUAUCGCCGGCACUGAAGAUUGCCUCAAACUAAAUAUCUACACGCCCAUAACCGCCGUUUCACAUUUACGUGCUGUGAUGGUUUACAUCCACGGGGGAUGCUUUUUUGAAGGAAUAGGAAGUGCUUUUUUAUACGGGCCUGAUUACUUUGUAGAAAAUGACGUCAUCUUUGUUGGCAUCAAUUAUAGACUGAACGUCGAAGGAUUUCUCUGUUUGGGUAUUAAAGAAGCGCCGGGCAACGCCGGCCUGAAGGACCAAAUAGCAGCUCUUAGAUGGGUUAAAGAAAAUAUCGCUGCAUUCGGUGGUAACCCCAAUAAUAUAACAAUAUUUGGUGAGAGUGCUGGUUCCGUGUCUGUAUCACAUCACAUUAUGUCUCCCGCUUCUAGAGGACUUUUUAGUAGAGCAAUCUUACAGAGUGGCUCUUCAUUGGCGCCCUGGGGUCUUCAACACGAUCCUAUUAAUACCGCUAGAAAUUUAGCUAAAGAAUUCGGAUACUAUGGCAAAGAUCCUCUUGAGAUUUAUAGGACUCUAUCAAAUAGAAGUACUGAAGAGUUAAUUAAUGCAAUAAAAUUAAAAGAAAAUAAGAAUUAUAUAACUGCAGAGAUACUAUUUGCACCGUGUGUUGAAAGUGCAAUUCCUGGAGUAGAGCCUGUAAUCACUGAACAUCCCUUGGACACUAUUAUUUCCGGUAAUUACACUAAAGUUCCUAUGAUAAUAGGGUACAAUAACCAAGAAGGUAUAUAUUUUGUAGCGAAAGAUUUUGGAACCAGUUUAAAACAAAAACCCAAUGAUAUUUUACAUGGAGACCUAGAAUUUCCAUCAGAAUUGAGCAAAAACGCAAGUAUGGAAGAGAUAAAUGAAUACUACUUUUCAUCGGGGAAAGAGGAUUUAAUUAUGGACAUGAUUAAUUUAUAUUCGGAUCUGCAUUUUAAAUACCCAGCCGUGAUUGAAUCCGAAUUGUACGCGAGGACGAGCGACCAACCCAUUUAUUACUACUUAUUUAAGUACAGCGGGUAUAUCAACAUGCCGAAGAUUAUCUCACUCUUCGGGUUUGUGCAAGGGGCGUCUCAUGCAGAUGAGCUUUUUUAUUUGUUCAAACCGCAUACUUUCCCAUUGCCGACUCGCAUUCUAGAAACCCAAAUGAUAAAACGAAUGGUCACAUUGUGGACUAACUUCGCGAAAUACGGCGAACCAACGCCGAACACAUCGCCUCUCUUACCUGUAAAGUGGCAGCCCAGCCAGGCUUGGAACCCCACAGCCUUGGUCAUUGACCGACACCUAACCACUGGCCCUCUCUGGGAUGAGGGCUCCGUGUCUCUAUGGAAUAAAACUUACAUUAAGUACAGGAGGAAACGUUACGGAUUUCGAUAAAGAUAUUUACCAUAUAGUACAGAAAAUAUUUUUUUAUACUUGCUUUGUUUUUGAGAUUUACGAUUCGGGCACUGGUAAGACAAAAGAAAAUUUUUUUAACAUAAAGGCAGUUCACUAGCCUAUAAAACAGACAGAGACACAACCAUGUUUGCCUUGUUGUGGUUGACAGUUAUUGAUAAAUAAAAAAUAUGUGAUAUUGUAUAUUCUUAGGAAGGGGUGUGUUACGGGUAUUAGGUUGUGUUAAAUAAUUGAAGGUUAAGUGUAUGUUUAGUGAUACUAAAUCUAGUCCUAUAAAUUUCGUAACGAAAUAAAUAUAAUUUUAAACUACACGAAAUCUAUGUUAUAAAUAUAUAAGAGUCUAAGUUAUACAUUAUGUAAUAAAUCAUUAUGCAAAUUGUACCGUGAUUGUGAUUAUUGAAUACAAUGUAAUCUGCGGUUACAGUCUACUCUCAAAUUAAAUUAAUAAGUGCUUUGUCAAUUAUGUACCUACUAUCAAUAAUGUACAAGUAUCUCAACUCUCGUGUGUAACGAGGCCGUUAGAAUAUCUGCGUGCAUGUAACAAUCACAUCGCUUUACCACCAUUUGACAUUUCACAAAAUCAAUGUAAUAUUAUGAUUCUUUAACCACGCGGUAGGCUAUAUUCGGCACGGUCGUGAUGCUUAUCUCAUCAUCAUCAAAGACUGUACACUUAUGGGGCUAAACCUCCGCAAGUAUCUUUCGCUAUCGCAAUCUAUCAGGUGUUUAUUCUUUCCUUAUUUAUUCUACGCCUUAAUUAGUUAUUAAAACAUCACAAUAAUCAUGAAACAAUUGCCUUUAUAAUUGAGAUCCCAGCGCGAUUCAAAGUUCCGUGUCUUAUUUUUGUUUAAAUGCAAAACGAUGUAACAAACAAUGUUGGUAGCUGCGAAGUUGUUACAAAGUGCAAUAUGAACGACGCUUCUACAAAAAGUUGUAAAUGAACAAAAAGACAAACAGAAUAAGCAAGUUGGACAGCUGUUCGUCUGUCGAGUGAGCCGCUGAGCGCGCCAAGAGGCAACUUAUGCAUUCAAUACAACUCAGACAAUAACUUCUUCGCAAAUAAAAAUCGCGCUCACGGAAUUCGUGGAUGGAUUUUUUGCAGGGCCGAGUUCAAUGUACAAUAUGAUUACUGCAGAUUUAAAUAACUUUUAGAUGUACGGCUGCAUUCAAAAAUAAAAAUCAAACUUGACAAACGUGAACACACAAGGUUUUAGAACCCAGAGCUGAUGUUGAUCAGAGAGUGGCUUCAGAAUGACUGUUUUUCCUGAAACAUUCAAAUUUACCUUAUUUAUUAAAAUGUAUUAAAGUUUCAUGUUUCA